Messenger RNA from Adineta steineri, 1680 nucleotides. The record is from the annotation of a GenBank genome assembly. Lineage: Eukaryota; Metazoa; Rotifera; Eurotatoria; Adinetida; Adinetidae.
AUGUUAGAAAUUCGAGUAAAUAUGAUGAAUCGUUCAUUAUUAUCUCUAACACGUGGUUCUUCUUCAUUGAAUUUAAUUCCAUAUCGUACUAGAAUGUAUACAUGGCUUCAAUAUAAAGAACAUAAAAAUUUUGUUCCACAACUCAAUGCAAAUGAUAUAGGCGAACAUCAGGGUUCACCUCAUGUUCAAGAACGAUUUUUUCGUCUUGGUUGGGGUGGUUAUAUUCAUCCACAAAAACAACGACGUUUAUUUACAUAUAAAAAAACUGACGAACAAAAUCAACGAGAAGAUAUGCAUGUCAUGGCAGCUAAUCGUCGAUGUAAAAUACUUGAAAAAAUGUGUGAUCAUAAAUAUAAUAAACGUCUUUAUCUUGUCGAUCCAAAAUAUAAAAUCUAUGAUCCAUAUCAACGUCGUUGGAAUAUGAAUCAUAUUCCCGAUGAAGAACAUAUAAGUUUAUUCGAAAAACAAACGGCCAUGCUUAAUGAAAGUAGUAAUGUUGAAGAAGGUACAACUAAGCACCGUGCUGAUACAGUUGAUCUUAAUGACAAUGAUUUACAAAUCGAUAUAUCCGAUGCAUUAAGUGAAAAGGACAAAGUUAAAUUUACUGUUCAUACCAAGACUAAAUUAACAACAUUCCAAGAAUCGGAAUUUAAUGUAUCACGUCAACACGAAGAAUUUAUUUGGUUACAUGAUCGUUACAAUGAAAAUGAAGAAUAUGCAGGUUUAAUUAUUCCACCAGCUCCUCCACGACCUGAUUUUGAUUCAUCUCGUGCUAAAUUACAAAGAUUGAGCGAUAGUGAAAGUACACUUACAAAAGAGGAAUAUGACAAAACGAAACAAGAAUUGGAAGCUGAAUAUUUAGCUAUGUUCAAAAAGACUGUAUCAAUGCAUGAAGUUUUUCUUCAACGUUUGGCUGCACAUCCAGUUUUACGAAAUGAUAAUAAUUUCCGUGUAUUUCUUGAAUAUAAAGAAGAAUUAAGUGUUCGUGGUAAAAAUGCCAGCGAAAAAAUUUCGGGCUUUUUUAAAACAUUAACAAAAACAGCCGAUGAAGUUCUAUUGGCUAAUCAAAAGGAAAGUGAUGAAUAUUUUGAACGACAAAAACAAUUCCUUUUAACUUAUAACGCAAAAAUAAAAGAUGCUACAAAUGCUGCCGAUAAAUCAACACGAGCACAUAAAACUGUUGCUGAUACAUAUAUUAAAAUAUCAAGUGGCUUCAAUGCUUUAUCAACAACGGAUAAAACUGAUUUAGCACAAUAUCUUCUAUUAUUAGGUGAUUUCUUUGAAAAAGCUCGUAAAUUAGAAUCACGUGUUCAAUCGGAUAUGGAUCUUAAAUUAUCCGAUACGUUAAGAUAUUAUAUGCGAGAUUCUAAAGCAGCACUUGAUUUAAUGUAUCGUCGUUCACGUUGUUUAGCUGAUUUUGAUACAGCUAAUAAAAAUUUAGAUAAAGCAAGAUUGAAAAAUAAAGAAGUUCAAGCAGCUGAAACAGCACAACAAAAUAUAAAGAAAAAAUUUGAAACUAUUUCAGAAAAGGCUAAAGAUGAAUUGAAUGAUUUUAAAACUCGACGAGUACAAAUGUUUCGAAAAAAUUUAAUUGAAUUAACUGAACUUCAAAUUAAACAUUCUAAAGCUCAAAUUCAAAUGAUCAAAGGCGUUUUACAACAAUCUGAAACACUUUCAUAA